AUGGAUAAUCGAGUUUACAACAUCACUCUUGAGCCAGCCAAACACUUACCAGCAUCGCCCUACUUAUAUUAUCUCUUGACCCAGCAGGGUCGAGGAGUUUCUCUUGUGGUCUUGCCGGAGUACCACCUAACAGGUCUGGUACCUGAUUGUCCCGCAUUUGUCUCCCCUCGCUUCAAAAGCGUGGGGUUAAGAGGUUCCAAAAGCUUUGGGCAUCAGCCUGGCACACUCGUCACGACGGAUCCAAACUCACUGAUCCGAAAACGGCACUCAAACUACGGCUGCCGGAGCGUGGAUAUCUCUAUCUCCUCCGGGACCUUUGCUAAGAGAAGACCAGCAACUCAUGAACCGCAGGGCAGCAGCCGCUAUAGUGUCAUCAAAACACCCUUAGGCCAGGUGGGACUUGUGACUUUUCCGGAAGCGUUCCGUGCUGUGACCUGCCAGGGGGCACGGAUAAUAAUCAUACCCGGCUUUUGGUUGAACACAGAAUACCAAUCGAAGCACGUAAAUGUAAUGAAGAUACUGAAUGUACAAUAUUGCGAAGCUUGGUUGGCAUUACGGGGAUGGACGUUUAAGAAGAGUGAAAUAGUCGAAUACCAGUCCCCUACAUUCCCCUAUAUGGAUUUGAAAUAUGCCUCAAUGAACAUUUUCAAACGCAACGGCCGGAAAAGCGUCACGCACGCUGAGUUGUGA
Molecule: messenger RNA, 690 nt
Organism: Histoplasma capsulatum G186AR
Lineage: Eukaryota; Fungi; Ascomycota; Eurotiomycetes; Onygenales; Ajellomycetaceae
Exons: 4
Coding region: 1-690 (229 amino acids)
Source: RefSeq, a predicted model, not a curated record